GCCUCUCAGUUCCUGAUUUUUUUCCUCUGCACAACCUGCAGUACCUGUUCCAGCAAUGGAGGAAUCUUUCAUUAUAAGUAUAGACUUUGGAACAACAUACAGUGGAUAUGCCUUUAGUUUGACAUCCAGAGAAGAAGAAGUAGACCCUCAUGUGAAGUUUUGGGGUGAAGAAGUUGGACUGGAAACCCCAAAGACUCCAACCUGCAUCUUGUUUGAUGAACAUCAACAGUUUGUCAGCUUUGGAUAUGAAGCCAAAAACACUUAUUUAAAAAAAUCAGGCAAAGAUGGCAGAGCAAUGUUCUUCUUUGAUUGCUUUAAGAUGUCGCUCUAUGACAAAAAAGUCACCACAGACUUGACAAUUAAAGCAGCCAAUGGGAGGGAAAUGAAGGCUCUGAAGGUUUUUGCAGAAGCUUUAAGAUUCCUGAAAGAAGACGCUUUGAUGACCAUUCAACAAAACACUGAAGGACUGAAGUUCACAGCCUCUGACUUCACCUGGGUGCUGACGGUUCCUGCAAUCUGGGAUCAUUCAGCCAAACAGUUCAUGAGAGAAGCUGCAACUCAGGCAGGAAUUGUGACAGAGGGAACUAAAAAUAAUCUGAUGUUUGCUCUGGAACCAGAAGCAGCUUCAGUCUACUGUAAGAAACUACCAUCAGAGGGUUUCAUAGCAGAAAACCGGGGUCAAAGCAAACUGGACCAAUCUCCAGGAACUCAGUACAUCGUUGUUGAUUGUGGAGGAGGAACCAUUGACAUCACUAUUCAUGAAGUUGUUGAAGGAGGAUUUCUGAAGGAGCUGCACAAAGCCUCUGGGAACGGCAUGGGAGGACAAACAGUGGACAGAAAAUUUAAAGAGUUCCUCAGAGAGACAUUUUCUCCUGAAAUCUGGGAUGAGUAUGAAGAAAAGUAUCCCAGUGAGGUUAGAAGAAUUAUGUAUGACUUCACACUUUUCAAGAGAAAAGAUGAAGAUAUGGAAAUAACCUGUCCAUUUAAUCUAGGACUGAUGGCUCAGAAAAAACAGGACAUGGAAGAAUACUUUAAACGAGUUCAAGAUGCAUCUUAUGAUGAGGGAGUAAUCAAAAUAUCAAAGCAGAAACUGAGGUCUUUCUUUGAAAAGAGUCUGUGGAGCAUCUCUAUGAGUCUAAGAGAAAUCUUUAACAAAACCCGCAGCAUUAAAUACAUUCUGUUAGUGGGAGGUUUUGCUGAAAGUCAGAUUCUACGGAGACACAUUACUGAUGAGUUUAUCGACAACUGCAAAGUUUUGUGUCCAUUUAGGCCCCAAGAAGCCAUUGUAAAGGGAGCUGUAGAGUUUGGAAGAAACCAAGGUGCAGUGGCAUCAAGAAAAAGUGCCUAUACUUAUGGAGUAAGCACCUCACAGCGGUUUAAUACGUCAAAGCACAAAGAAGACAAAAAAUUCACAAACAAAGACGGUAUUGUCUUAUGUAGUAAUCUUUUUACAAAACUGGUUGAAAUUGAUGAGGAUGUUCGUUGGAAUGAAACCAGAAAGCACUCCUUCAGUCCUGUAGAAAGAGAGCAAACAAAGAUGUACCUUAAGUUUUAUCGCACAAAGAAAAACAAUCCCAUGUAUGUGGAUGAGCCAAAAGUAGAAAAAAUUGGCUCAUUUGUUGUUGAGUCACCUGACACUACACUUGGAACGGACCGUCAGAUUGUUCUAGAAAUAAAGUUUGGCUUCACAGAAAUGACAGCAACGGGAACUGACAUAGAGUCAGGCAUCAGACGCACAGUCAACCUAAACUUCAUGACAAAUUGUGAAAAACAAAUGAGAGAAAAAAUUAAGAUGAGUUAAGAGGAACAGAACAAAAAUGUAACCAAAGUGCUUUGGCCCUACUUUAAUAUUUAAGUUGAGUUUACAAUACAAAAUAAUGAAAGUCAGUUUAAAAAGUAAAAAAGUAAAUGAUUCUUUGACAUAGAAAGAGUGAAAAAUCGUUGUUAGCUAAUAACAUUUUCAAUGGUUGCUUUCAGGAUUUAAAAAGGUUAAAAACAGGGUUGAUCUGGCUCCCAAUAAACAGUGCUAAACUGCAUCACCACUGUUUGAAACCUGGAAUCUGAGCUCAAAAUGAUUUGCAGGUAACAGGUGGAACAAUCAGAUCUUCAGAGGAACAUUGAUAAUUCAGGGUUCCACACAAUCUGUCCAAAAAAAUUCACACAUUUAGAUUUUUCUUGGACUACCUCAAAGUUUGAUUACAACACAUAUUUUCUCUGGCAUCAUUGCUAAGAACUCCUGCAAUGUAAUAACUGUCAUUUUCAUCUAGACUUGCAUAAUUACAGAAAAUGGUAAAAAAAAAAAAAAAA
Gambusia affinis (western mosquitofish) is the source of this 2307-nucleotide messenger RNA. Its product is annotated as heat shock 70 kDa protein 12A-like. Gene Ontology annotation, molecular function: ATP-dependent protein folding chaperone; ATP binding. NCBI's taxonomy places the organism in Eukaryota, Metazoa, Chordata, Actinopteri, Cyprinodontiformes, Poeciliidae. Bases 56 to 1801 code for a protein of 581 amino acids. The transcript has 4 exons. The record is from RefSeq and is a predicted model, not a curated record.